Molecule: messenger RNA, 1643 nt
Organism: Chaetomium fimeti
Lineage: Eukaryota; Fungi; Ascomycota; Sordariomycetes; Sordariales; Chaetomiaceae
Product: kinase-like domain-containing protein
Exons: 2
Coding region: 1-1587 (528 amino acids)
Biological process (GO): peptidyl-serine phosphorylation; peptidyl-threonine phosphorylation
Molecular function (GO): protein serine/threonine kinase activity; ATP binding
Source: RefSeq, a predicted model, not a curated record
AUGGCGCCUUCGGACCACGACAGACGUACCGAUGGCCCCUUACAAGACAUUGAAGACCUGUUAGCUGAUGCUCGGUCUGGUGAUGAGAAUUCCCAGGGCGCCGAUGACCCUGGCCAGCAGUUGAAUGCCAUUCGAGGCCAAGGCGGCACCGCUACGAAUCCACUUCAGGAUGUCAACAAUGCACUUGGGCAGUCGGCCCGGCCCCCGCCUGGGAGCCAAGUUGGGACCGAAGCUUCGCAGAUGACGAUACGGGACCGAGGCGAUGCGCAAUACGACGAGGCAUGCUCGACCGGGCUUCACAAACCUGAUGUUAAAACACCGAGUCUACCGCCCCACUGCCCUCUUUCUGACCGUUUGAUGAGUCUCCGCGUCACAUCCCGUCCACCUAAAGGCCCCUAUUUCUACCCGAAAGGUUCGGUCGAGGCGCUGAUGACGGCCAAGGAGAUUGAGUCCAUCAUCCGCCAAGGCAGGCAACGGCUUGAGGGAGCCGGCAAGCGGCUCACAGACGAGGAAAUACGGAAUUAUGCAGGGCGCGCGUGCCAUGAACAGCUAGACGGCGGCGCCGAUUCAAGUUACCGCGUGACUUUUGCCAUCCUGGUCCUGCUCGAUCGCGGCUGGGACAUAGUCUUCUUCAUCGAUGGGGGUAUAUGCGACAAACACCUCCCUCUCAAGGCAGUCCCUGUCAAUGGGCGUGGUUCGGGUUUGCUUUCUGAGAUAAGGCUGGAGAACGACCCCAACACAAGGCUGAGCUGCCUUGACCACUGGUUGGCAGUCAAUCACGAUGACUUCGAGCGAAAGCAAUGGGAUAUGCUGGCCCCCUUCUUUUCGCGCGGCGAGCGCAGAAACGCCUGGCUCUACGAGCUACCAGAGAAGGUUGUGCUUCCAUGGACCGAGGAAAACAACGCGGCGCGCCAGGGAGGAUAUGGGCUCGUGUCCAAGGUCAAGAUCCACCCUAACCAUCACACCUUCAACCUCACCAAAGCAAACGGCGGCUGGUUCGCCGUGAAGCAGUUCAAAGGCAGCGAGUCUAGUAACGGCACAUCGGACACCUCCGGGAGUUUUGAUAGGAGAGAGUUUGAGAACGAAAUCGAGAUUCUGAGACGCUUCAGCGGUGACGUCCACCCGCAUCUGAUCUCACUCCAAGCGGCGUUCCGCCACGGCGACGAGUACUCCGUCAUUAUGCCCUGGGCCGACUGCGAUCUUGCUGAGUUCUGGGAGGAGACAAAACCCGGGUCACCUCUCGACAGGAACAAUCUCCUGUGGAUGCUUGAACAAUGUCGGGGACUCGCAGGCGGCCUUCAGAGCAUCCACUUAUACAAGAGGACGGAAUCCGCCACCGCCACGAACGAUCCUUGGCCCGAGAAAAUCUUCGGCCGCCAUGGGGACAUCAAACCCCCUAAUAUCCUGCUCUUUCGAGACCAGAGUAAUCCGGAGGACAAAGGGAAGCUGGUCAUUACGGACUUUGGCCUCUCGCGCUUCCACAGCGACGGAAGCAAAUCUUUGUCAACGAUACAUUGCACAGCCACUCCUCUUGCUCCGAGCCGAUACAUCAGCUUCUGGACUUUGUUAUGCAGGACAUGCUGUUAGCCGAGCCGCGAGGUGGUCAUAGCCGAGCUGAGUGUGGCCAAGUACGCGCAAAGCUU